Motacilla alba alba is the source of this 3541-nucleotide messenger RNA. It is a transcript of the gene NDRG4, whose product is annotated as NDRG family member 4. The transcript has 17 exons. Gene Ontology annotation, biological process: positive regulation of ERK1 and ERK2 cascade; brain development; signal transduction. The record is from RefSeq and is a predicted model, not a curated record. Lineage: Eukaryota; Metazoa; Chordata; Aves; Passeriformes; Motacillidae. The coding region runs from base 153 to 1364 and encodes 403 amino acids. Gene Ontology annotation, cellular component: cytoplasm.
CUGCGCCGCCCCGCGCACCUCGCACCGGCACCGGCACCGGCACCGGCACCGGCUCCGGCACCGGCUCCGGCUCCGGCUCCGCUCGCCCCCCGCGCCGCGGCCGCCGCCGCCCCCUCGCAGCCGCCCCGCCCGCCGGGACCCGCCGCCCCGGCAUGAAGGUGCUCCGGCACAAGAUCGAGCUCCUGACAGGGCUGCUGCUGCAGGAGAUGACCAUGGCAGGGCUGCACGAGCUGCGCUUCACCGAGGAGAAGCCGCUGCUGCGGGGACAGGACGCCGAGCUGGAGAACUCAGAUGUCUUCCUCUCCAUUGUGGACACAGACUGGAAGGAACACGACAUUGAGACCCCCUACGGGCUGCUGCACGUGGUCAUCCGGGGCUCUCCCAAGGGGAACCGCCCGGCCAUCCUGACCUACCACGAUGUGGGCCUCAACCACAAGCUUUGUUUCAACACCUUCUUCAACUACGAGGACAUGCAGGAGAUCACGAAGCACUUUGUGGUGUGCCACGUGGACGCACCAGGACAGCAGGCAGGAGCCUCACAGUUCCCUCAGGGGUACCAGUAUCCAUCCAUGGACCAGCUGGCUGCCAUGUUACCCAGCGUGGUGCAGCAUUUCGGGUUCAAGUAUGUGAUCGGGAUCGGUGUUGGGGCAGGAGCCUACGUGCUGGCCAAGUUUGCGCUCAUCUUCCCUGACCUGGUCGAAGGGCUGGUCCUUAUGAACAUCGACCCCAACGGCAAAGGCUGGAUUGACUGGGCAGCUGCCAAGCUCUCCGGCCUCACCAGCACGCUGCCCGACAUUGUCCUGUCCCACCUGUUCAGCCAGGAGGAGCUGAUGAACAACACGGAGCUGGUGCAGAGUUACCGGCAGCAGAUUGGCAGUGUGGUGAACCAGUUCAACCUCCAGCUCUUCCUCAACAUGUACAACGGCCGCAGGGACCUGGACAUCAACCGGCCUGGGACUGUGCCCAAUGCCAAGACGCUGCGCUGCCCCGUGAUGCUGGUGGUCGGAGACAACGCUCCUGCUGAGGAGGGGGUGGUGGAGUGUAACUCCAAGCUGGAUCCCACCAACACCACAUUCCUGAAGAUGGCUGACUCUGGUGGGCUGCCCCAGGUCACACAGCCAGGCAAGCUGACUGAAGCCUUCAAGUACUUCCUGCAAGGCAUGGGCUACAUCACCCACCUGAAGGAUCGGAGGCUGAGUGGAGGCACAGUGCCAUCUGCCAGCAUGACCCGACUGGCACGCUCCCGCACGGCCUCCCUCACCAGUGCCAGCUCCGUGGAUGGCACCCGCCCGCGUGCCUGCACCCACUCGGAGAGCACCGAGGCCAUGGGGCAGAUCAACCACACCAUGGAGGUAUCGUGCUGAGGUCCACGCCCGCCGCCGACGUCUCCUUCAGAGCCAUCUCCCAUCCGUCAGCAUCCCGCCAGCACCCACCCGCCCCGUGGACAUCCUCCACCAGGGCCCUCGCUUCUUCGGGGCCAAUUUGUCUUCUUUGCCGUUGGCCUCAUCCCCUUGUCUGGUACAGGAGAAGGAGAGGGGCUUCGUCCAGCAGUCACACAUGGUUCUGCAUCGGUCCUCACCCUCCCCAGCAUCGGCUUGGCCCCGGCUUGGGAGGGUGGGUGGCAGGGGGACAGGGUCAGGCUGGGGUAGCAGGGUCAGGGUGGUGAGAUGGGGACAGGAUGUUGGGAUGGGACGGGAUGAUGGGAUGGGACAGCACGUGGAGAGGACACAGGAGGUAGGUUGGUCUCCCAAGUGCAACUGCUGGCUGACCAAAAGGAAGACAGGAACAGGGAGCAGCGCUUACUGGGAGGUCACUGGUGUGUUCCUAGGGAUGCAGUUUUCAUUUCUCCCUGAUGGCCCUCUCUAAGGAGAACUAGCACGGGAUCCCCCAGCACACCCAGGACUUGCUACCCCAGAGCUGGUUGAGCCUCAUGAGAAAUCACAUCCCAAACUGUCCCUUUGCCCUCGUCAUGUACCCUGAGGGCUGCCCUGGGGCAAGUGAAGAGAGGUCAGCCCUACUCCAGAAGCUAUAAGGGCAGAAAGGUGGCAUGAGUGUCCCCCUGCCACCGGUGGUGGCACUUCCUUCGUCCCUUGUUGCAAGAAGGACAAUUACCACCUGCCACCAGAAAUGCACUGGGGAGGGAGAAAUUGGCUGGCUUGGCCCCUGCCACACUGUCAGUUCCACUCCCAGCUCUUGGGCUGAGCCUGCCAGGGUCCAGAGGCCACUGUUUUAGGGGAUGUCACACAGCAAAUCCCACCUCAAGUUUUGCCACAACCUGUGGGUGUCAUCACCGAGGAGCCAUUAGCAAUAAGAUGAGACACUCCCCCUGCCAUGCUGGGGAGCCCUCAGCACCCUCUGCCCUGCAGGGUGCCUCACCACAAGGUGCUGACACUGUGGGGUGACCCAUGGGAUGUGGGGAGCACUCCAUGGUCUGGCUUUGCCCACACGGCUGCCCAGACCCACGUGGCUCCCCAAAUCCACACCCCACCUCCAGCAUUUUGCCUGCGCACUGAGCGGGGCGUCUCUCAAGGGCUUGGCUCCCCCCGGGCCAUGGGGCCCCCCUGCCACCAACUCCAGGUGGCUCUUGCCUCUCGCACUCGGCAUGGAGACCCCUGUCAUUGCAUAACCCCAGUGAUGGCCACCCAGCCUCUGCUGCCCGAGCAGCCGUGCCCAGCCCCUCCUGGGUGCGCUCUGAGGCACAGGUAGGGAUGGCCCUGCCUCUGGUGAUGGGUGCUCAGGUCUCUGUAGGUGGUCCGUGGGGGACCUGAGCAGGGAAUCCACCAGGUGCCACCGCCUGGGCGAGCAGAACCAGCCCGCUGGAAGCAGGUCCCAGCCAGCCCCACAAAAGCAUUCUGCCCUCAGACCCCAUCCCUGCUCCCCAGUGAAGGGCACAGAGCUCCUGGGGCUCCCAGCGGGUGUAUGAGGGCUUUUGGCCCUGAGACCCGUGCCCCACCCAAACCCUCCCCUAGUAAAAGGCCACCCCAAAACACCAGUGUGCCCCUUUGUCCCCCACUUUGUUCUGCUGUGUGCUUCCUUCUUGGUGUGACUCUGAAAGCUACGUAGCUCCUUUUUACGGUAGAUACCGCUGCGAUCUCUUGUUUUCUCAGCGUGUCCUUCCAGAUGAUAUAUAUAUAUAAAUACCUAUACAUAAUAUAUAUAUAAGGGUUUGCCCAAUCCCUGACCUUUUUGGGUUCACUCCUCCUUGCAUUCUUGUCCAAGCAGUGCCGUGUGGUUUCCCUGGAGGUGGUGUGGCCGUGCUCGCCUUCAGUUCCUCACCUUGGUUUUGUUGGUUGGUUGGUUUGGUUUUCCCUGGUGGUUUGUUCUUUUGAUUUUUGUUGGUUUUCCUUUUUUUUUCCCAGUCACAGCAGAAUUGAACACAUUUUCCUGUCUGAGUGCUGCCUGGUUUUGUCACAGCGGCACAGAGGCCGCAGCACUCACGAGGCAGCAAUAUGUAAACCGGAUUUAACUAACCUGUUGCUGUAGAGAGGAGUUACUGUGUUGGAAAUAAACCAACUAACUAAUAAAGAUGUUAAGAACAUGC